Messenger RNA from Onychostoma macrolepis, 1947 nucleotides. RefSeq lists its product as uncharacterized. The transcript has 11 exons. The coding region runs from base 129 to 1349 and encodes 406 amino acids. Lineage: Eukaryota; Metazoa; Chordata; Actinopteri; Cypriniformes; Cyprinidae. The record is from RefSeq and is a predicted model, not a curated record.
CAAAGUAUGACAAGAGUGUGUGUGAUCUGCUCGCUGUCCUGCACUCGGUCUCUGGUCUGAAGGAACUGGAUCUUAUCUUCAGAUUCUUGACUGUGGAUGGAGCGUCCAGAGUCCUGGACCUCGUUCAGAUGAACCCCAGCCUGACUGCAUUAAAUUUUUUGGCAGUUGAGCGGCCUGACACAAGUAGGGCGAACUUCAAGAAGGACGGCAGGAAUGAAUUCUUCAGCAUCCAUAGGACGAGUGAGAGUGAAGACAGUGAUUCAGAAGGACUGAAUGGUAUUCGUGAUUCUUAUGAACUGGAGAAUGUGGAGCGUAUUCUCUGCUCGGAUCUCAGGAUGUGGAGAAGAUUAUCAGGGCAGUACAGCUUGUUUUUGAAGUGCACCGGCUCCUGUCCCAGUACAAAGUCACUGUUCUCGAGCAUAGAGCUCACCCUGUCUGAAAACUCAGAUAAAACUAGCAGUGACUGGAAAAACUUCCUACAAGCGUACAACCGAUGCAAAGGGAUCUCUAUAAUAAGUCCUACAUUUGAGGAGAGUGUGGAUGCUCUGCUGUUGUCCCUGCACUCUGUGUCUGGUCUGAACAAGGUGCAAUUGAUGACGGACAGCCUGACUGAGAACUUGGCUGCAAAGAUCCUCUUCAUGUGUCACACAUGGCCCAGUCUCCAUAACAUCUGUUUGCAAGUGGAGUACAGUAAGAGAUACAGUGAGCUCAAUGUGUGUUCCACUCUCAGCAUCACCAGAAUCACAGACUCUACCUUGACAGUUGACAUUCAGUUGGCCCAUGAUAGCAUGAUUGAAAUUUCUCCAUCAUUCAUUUCAUUCACAUCACCAUGUUCAGAGAUCCCUAAACUGGAUGGACGGGAACUCUUUGAAACUCUUGACAUACUUAAAGAUUUAGAAGAAGGAUGUGAAGAGCAUGAAGAGCUUGUGGGUGUUUUGAUGUCCACCUUGCUCUCCGUUCCUGGUCUGCAGAAGGUCAGACUCAAGAUCAGCCAUCUAACGGAGAACUGGGUGAAAAGGAUUCUGUCCUUAACUGAAAUCUGUCCCAGUCUCCAGGAGAUCAGAUAUGACUGCAUAGAAAGUAGUGACUUGUUGUUGGAGGACAUUGUGAGGAUUCUGCAGAGCUCUCAGAUGGAUUCCGAUUUCAAGAUAAUUAUCACAGGAAUUAAGCGCAGUAACGCAACAGAUGGGUGCACUGAAAUGAUGGACACAUCUGGAUCAUCAUCUGCCUGCAAUGAGAAUCUGAAAAUCACUUUCUGCCAGGACUCUUCUACAAGACUAUUCACAACACAUGAAAUUGACAAAGAUGACAACGACAGCACUGAAGAGGAAGACUUUUUCCUGCUUUAGGAAAGACUGUUUUUUUAACAAACACAUUGACAAACAAUGUUACUAUUUUAAAUUACAUUUUUACUUUAAAAAGAAGUAUACCUACGUAAACUGAAUUGCAUUUCAUAUCAAGCCCCACUAGUAGCCCCAUUUUGACUCUGAAGUUCCCUCUGAUGACCACUGGAGGGCCCCCUCUCCUGAAUAUUAAGUUAUAUUCUUUUCAGUACAAUUCCCACAAUCCCUCCCAUGGCCUGAUUACACAACAUCUCUAGCCAAUUUGUAGAGUAUGUAAGCUCUGAACACACUCUUCUGUUUGGAAGUUUAGAUUUUUUCCCUUAGCGCCCUCGAUUCUGGUUUUCCCCGUUGUAUGACUGCUUGCAGCUUAAUGAUGGGAGAAAUUAACCUUUCCGAAGCUUCGAAUCAAUUAAACCAAUUGCAAAAUGAUUCACUGUUUCGAAACAUUUACGCUGGUGAUGCCUGCUUGUCAAAACGGUCAAUUCAACAAAAACUCAUGCCAAAACAUACAUUAAAACAGCUUUUACAAACCUAUUGCAAAUGUUUUCUUGAAAGUAUAAUACAUUAAAUGCAAUUAAAAUAAUAAAAUACCAUUAAAUAUGAA